This is a messenger RNA of Oncorhynchus mykiss (rainbow trout), 1465 nucleotides long. Its product is annotated as phosphatidylinositol 5-phosphate 4-kinase type-2 gamma. The record is from RefSeq and is a predicted model, not a curated record. NCBI's taxonomy places the organism in Eukaryota, Metazoa, Chordata, Actinopteri, Salmoniformes, Salmonidae. Gene Ontology annotation, biological process: phosphatidylinositol phosphate biosynthetic process. Gene Ontology annotation, molecular function: 1-phosphatidylinositol-5-phosphate 4-kinase activity; 1-phosphatidylinositol-4-phosphate 5-kinase activity. Gene Ontology annotation, cellular component: plasma membrane.
AAGCACAAAUGUUGGCUACAACUAACUUAUUAACCUGAAUUUAGAAGGAACUGCUACAGGUGUUGCUGAAAUUCUGCGCGUGGCACGGUUAACCUUUGAUUUGCAUUACGCGGUGACGAGGAAGUCAGUUUGCAAAAGAUCAGAAUCGGGAGAAGAGAAAAUAAAGUUUGAGUUUGCGGAAGAUCAGAAUCAGGAGAAUUUUUUAAAAAAGUUCCCAAGCAAGGCAAGCUUCGCGAUGGCCUCUAUCGGUAACGCUGUUUCCAGUCCAAUGGUGAUAUUGGCCCCAAAAACCAAAACCAAAAAGAAACAUUUUGUGCAGCAGAAGGUGAAGGUAUUUCGUGCCAGUGACCCAGUCUUGAGCGUUUUUAUGUGGGGUGUAAACCAUUCGAUAAAUGACCUAAACCAAGUGCCUGUUCCUGUCAUGCUAUUGCCUGAUGACUUCAAAGCCAACACUAAGAUCAAAGUCAACAACCACUUCUUCAACAAAGAGAAUCUACCAGGACAUUUCAAGUUUAAAGAAUACUGCCCUCAGGUGUUCCGGAAUCUUAGGGAGCGCUUCGGAAUUGAGGAUCUCGACUACCAGGUCUCUUUGACCCGUAGCCCUCCUGUAAGAGGUGGGGACGCCCAGGGGGAGGGGAUCCUCCUGACCUCCUAUGACCGCACGCUGGUCAUUAAGCAGAUCUCUAGUGAGGACGUGGCAGACAUGCACGGCAUCCUGUCUGAAUACCACCAGCACAUAGUGAAGUGUCACGGCAGCACUCUGCUGCCCCAGUUCCUGGGGAUGUACCGUGUGGGUGUAGAGAAUGAGGAGACCUACCUGAUCGUCAUGAGGAACAUGUUCAGCCACAGACUGGUGGUGCACAGGAAGUACGACCUUAAGGGCUCUCUGGUGUCUCGUGAAGCAAGUGACAAAGAGCGGGUGAAAGAGCUGCCCACCUACAAGGACAUGGACUUCAGAAACAACAUGCAGAAGGUGUAUGUGAACGAGGAGCAGAAGGAGAAGGUCAUGGAGAAACUCAACAGAGAUGUGGAGUUUCUUGUCAAGCUAAAGAUUAUGGACUACAGCCUGCUCCUGGGUAUCCAUGACUUGGGGCGGGCUGAGCGGGAAGAGGAGGAGGGAGAGGAACCCUCUAUUGAGGAGGAUGGGGAGACUGAGAAUGGCCUGAUGCAGGUCCCUAACGCGUGCUCCUACAGCACGUCUCCUGAGGGCAUCGCUGGCUACAUGGCCUCCUGCAAGCCCCUGGGGCCCGGGGAGUUUGACCCCUAUGUGGAUGUGUAUGCCAUAAGGAGUGCCCCUGGAGCCCCUCAGAAGGAGGUGUACUUCAUGGGUCUGAUAGACGUUCUAACACAGUACGACACCAAGAAGAAAGCCGCUCACGCAGCCAAAACUGUCAAGCAUGGGGUGAGUGAAAAGGGCGAAGGGAUGAGAUACUCAGUGCAUACUGUAAUGUUAACCUUUAUUUAG